AUGAAUUAAAUAAGUAAAAAAAUUAGAAAAACUAGAGCAAAAAAGAAAUGUAUAUUUGAAUCUUCUAAGAUUGUAUUUUGUAAAAUAUUUGCAUUCUUAACACCAAAAGAAAAAUUGAUGUGUCGUUUUGUUUGUAGAAUGUUUAAUUAUUUUUCUAUCUUAUCAAUAGAAUCUUUAAAUUUUUAAGCAUAAAACACAAAAAUGAAAGCAUUUAAACCAUUUAUAGGUAUUUAAUCAAUCAUUUAAACUUAGCAAAAUGCACAAAUUUAAAAUAUUUAAUAUAUCCAUGUUUAUAUAAACGAGUUUAAAUGACAUCUUUAGUGGGUAAAAAGAAAAGACCAUAAAUUAGAGAAAUUACUCAUUUAUGGUUUAGAAGUUAUGAAGAUAUUGCUGAGUUAAUGAAAUUAAAUACUGGAUUAAGAGCAUUAGAAUUAAAAUUUGAUUUUAGAGGAAUUCCUUAACCAUAAAUAUCUUAAGAUGUUUAAGAAAUUCUAUUAAAUUCAUCAAUAGAAGAAUUUAUAAUAAAAGAAUAAGAAAUUCAUGAUUUGGCUUUGAUAGAACUAAUGAAACAUAAAAUCACUUGUAUUAAAUUAGAAGUCAAGAAUGAUUAAAAUUAAUUAAUAGAAAAAUUGAUAUCAAUAGAUAUGAAACUUAAGAAAUUAUAUAUAAAAAUUACUAUUGUAGAUAAUCGAAUUGUAGAUUCACUCAAUUUCUUUUUAUAAUAGUAAUUAGACUUAGAAGUUCUCUAUUUAGAUUUCAAAAAAGGAGUAGAUUUAUAAAAUCAUAAGAAAUUAAAGACAAUUAUAUUAGAAAAUGUUUGUGAUUUGAAAUCUUCAAUGAAAUUUCCAACUGUUCUUGUUGAUAAACUUAUUAUUAAAUCAUUAACAAUUACUCAUAAAGAUAUUAAAGUAUUUAUACUAUUAAUUUAUUUAGUUUUUAUUGCAAAACUUUUCUCAUUAUAAUACUUUAGAUAUUGCCUCAAUAUAAGGAUGUUGGAUAGAUAUUCUAUUAGAUAAGAAAAAGGCUGAAACUCCUGUCUAAGAAUCUGUAAAAAGACUAAAUGUUUAUUUAAGUAAAGAAACCUUAAAAGGGCUCUAACAAAUAUUAACAAUUUCAAAUAUUAAAUUAUUUUAAUUGGAACCAAUUGAAAACUUAUUCAAUUAUUUUUCAUGA
This is a messenger RNA of Paramecium pentaurelia, 1173 nucleotides long. Lineage: Eukaryota; Ciliophora; Oligohymenophorea; Peniculida; Parameciidae. The record is from the annotation of a GenBank genome assembly.